Messenger RNA from Choloepus didactylus (southern two-toed sloth), 3183 nucleotides. It is a transcript of the gene PDE1B, whose product is annotated as phosphodiesterase 1B. The transcript is spliced from 15 exons. NCBI's taxonomy places the organism in Eukaryota, Metazoa, Chordata, Mammalia, Pilosa, Megalonychidae. Gene Ontology annotation, molecular function: 3',5'-cyclic-nucleotide phosphodiesterase activity. The record is from RefSeq and is a predicted model, not a curated record. Bases 242 to 1795 code for a protein of 517 amino acids. Gene Ontology annotation, biological process: signal transduction.
GGCCUCUCACCCAGUUUCUGUAGGCCCGAUCUUUGCCUCAUGACUCCCCUCUUCCUCCAGCCAAGCCCCUCCUGUUACCCCUCCUCGAAAGAAGUUUUCUCUGCUCACUUAGUUCUGCUGGGGUCUGGAGGAGGAAGUCAGGGGCCCUAGAGGGAGUCACUCCCCUCAGGGGACCCAGGACCCCCCCCGGGGGGGGGAGGGGUAGCAUCUUGAUCCUCUGAAAUAGGCAACUUUGAUUCCCAUGGCAACCCCUGUUCCUGUGCAGAGGAGUUACCUCCAGGGCCCCAUCCUCAGGCUGCGCUACAUGGUGAAGCAGUUGGAGAAUGGAGAGGUGGACAUUGAAGAGCUGAAGAAAAACCUGGAAUACACAGCCUCUCUGCUGGAGGCUGUCUAUAUAGAUGAGACACGGCAAAUCUUGGACACGGAGGAUGAGCUGCAGGAGCUGCGGUCGGAUGCUGUGCCUUCGGAGGUGCGAGACUGGCUGGCCUCUACCUUCACCCAGCAGGCCCGGGCCAAAGGCCGCCGGGCUGAGGAGAAGCCUAAGUUCCGAAGCAUCGUGCAUGCCGUGCAGGCUGGGAUCUUCGUGGAACGGAUGUUCCGGAGAACGUACACCUCUGUGGGUCCCACCCAUUCCAUGGCAGUCCUCAACUGUCUCAAGAACCUGGACCUCUGGUGCUUUGAUGUCUUUUCCUUGAACCGGGCAGCAGAUGACCAUGCCCUGAGGACCAUCGUUUUUGAGUUGCUGACUCGGCACAACCUCAUCAGCCGCUUCAAGAUUCCCACUGUGUUUUUGAUGACUUUCUUGGAUGCCUUGGAGACAGGCUAUGGGAAGUACAAGAAUCCUUACCACAACCAGAUCCACGCAGCUGAUGUUACCCAGACAGUCCAUUGCUUCUUGCUCCGCACGGGGAUGGUGCACUGCCUGUCAGAGAUUGAGGUCUUGGCCAUCACCUUUGCCGCAGCCAUCCACGACUAUGAGCACACAGGCACUACCAACAGCUUCCACAUCCAGACCAAGUCAGAAUGCGCCAUCCUGUACAACGAUCGCUCGGUGCUGGAGAACCACCACAUCAGCUCUGUUUUCCGAAUGAUGCAGGAUGAUGAGAUGAACAUCUUCAUCAACUUAACCAAGGAUGAAUUUGUGGAGCUGCGUGCCCUGGUCAUUGAGAUGGUGUUGGCCACAGACAUGUCCUGCCAUUUCCAGCAAGUGAAAUCCAUGAAGACGGCCUUGCAGCAGCUAGAGAGGAUUGACAAGUCCAAGGCCCUGUCUCUGCUGCUGCAUGCUGCUGACAUCAGCCACCCAACCAAGCAGUGGUCAGUCCACAGCCGCUGGACCAAGGCCCUCAUGGAGGAAUUUUUCCGCCAGGGUGACAAGGAGGCAGAGCUGGGCCUGCCCUUUUCUCCCCUUUGUGACCGCACUUCCACGCUUGUCGCACAGUCCCAGAUUGGUUUCAUUGACUUCAUUGUGGAGCCCACAUUCUCUGUGCUGACAGACGUAGCAGAGAAGAGUGUCCAGCCCCUGGGAGAAGAGGACUCCAAGUCUAAAAACCAGCCCAGUUUCCAGUGGCGCCAGCCUUCUCUAGAUGUGGAAGUGGGAGACCCCAAUCCUGAUGUUGUCAGCUUCCGUUCCACCUGGACCAAGUACAUUCAGGAGAACAAGCAGAAAUGGAAGGAACGGGCAGCAAGUGGCAUCACCAACCAGAUGUCCAUUGACGAGUUGUCCCCCUGUGAGGAGGAAGAGGCCCCAUCUUCCCCUGCUGAAGAUGAACACAACCAGAAUGGGAAUCUGGACUAGCCCUGGGGCUGGCCCAGGUCUUCAUCAGGUCCAAAGUCUUUGAUGUCAUCAGCACCAUCCAUCGGGACUGGCUCCCCCAUUUGCUCCAAGGGAGCAUGGAGGUUGUGGAACAGACAGUCCACCCGAAGGCCAAAUGCCAGAGAUUAUGGGGUUAGGGGAAGGGCCCCUCCCUGCCUGACACCCUUUGGGGCACACUUUAAUCUCCCGGCAGCAAGACUGGGGUACUUCAGGCUCCCGAUGGUCACUGUGCCCAUCCCCCUGCCUCUGGACUCCCCCCAUGGCUGGAUGUCUGGCUGGAGCGGGGAGCGUCCUAGAGGCUUCCUCGGGCCUGGGGGGAGGGUCAGAGAUGCCAGCCCCUUGGGCCCUCCCCAGUCGUCUUUGCCUCCAAGUUUCUAAGCAAUACAUUUUGGGGGGUCCCUCAGUCCCCCACCCCAGAUCUUAGCUGGCAGGUCUGGGUUCCCCUUCCUCUCCCCUGGGAGGGGCUGGAAUAGGACAGAAAGCUAGAGAUUUUCAGAGCUCUUUAUGUAUGGGGAGAGGAAUGGUAUGGGGAGGGGUGGUUCAUCCUCUUUACCCCAGAUCUGCACUGCUUCAGCUGCCACCCCUACCCAGCACCCUGCAAUCUCCCCUCGUCCCCAUUCUGAAAUGGUGACUGGGGAAGAGAGGAGCCUUUGGGAUCAGGGGCCGAAAGGAGUCCUCCCCUGGGGUCUUUAAGAGCUUGAGACAGGUCUGGGCCCCUUGGGUUUGUCACCUGCUCUGGCUGAGUUCAGGGUCCUCUCCCUCCUUCUUCUCCCUGCCCUGGGGCUGGGAGGUGUCCAUCCGACUAAUGUCUGUAAAGUGCUUUGAGAUCUCCCCAACAAAGCACCUUCAGGAUGCUUCUUAUGAGCACAGCCAGGAGAGAGCAGCUGGGUUGAGAUCAAGGGUGCAGUGGGCAGGGGGUGGGUAUAAUCCAAUAAUCCCGUGUCACAGAGAAGGCCCCUCCCCUCCUCCACCUCCAGAACCAGCCCAGCUACAGGCACCAAGAGGCCUCUCCUUGGGGCAAGUGGGGAGAGGCGGAUGGACGGCAGAUGCCAGAGGGGCUCAGGGCUGCUGCCCUCAUGCCCUCUGAAUAAGUGCCCAGCCUGGCCCAGUGCCCCUUCCUCUCCUCAGGCUCCUCCUCUCCCCCACCUUGCCCGAGGAAAGGUGACUGCCCUCCUCCUUUCUUGUAAAUACCAACCGUGCAUUUGUACAGUGGGCCCGUUCGUGUGAAGUCCAUAUCCAUGGUCUCUUGGACCUGCCACGCUGCCACCUGUCCCUCCCACCCCACCCCAUGUGGGGGACAGACGCAUGUGACUCACCCCUGCCCUCAGUCUCCCAGACCCUGCUAUAGCCAGAGAUCAAUAAAGAAGGGA